Carcharodon carcharias (great white shark) is the source of this 3271-nucleotide messenger RNA. RefSeq lists its product as uncharacterized. The coding region runs from base 125 to 508 and encodes 127 amino acids. NCBI's taxonomy places the organism in Eukaryota, Metazoa, Chordata, Chondrichthyes, Lamniformes, Lamnidae. The transcript is spliced from 3 exons. The record is from RefSeq and is a predicted model, not a curated record.
AGCGCUGAGCCAGGGUAGAGCUGGAACUGGAGUGAGUGAGAGAGAGAGAGAGAGAGCGAGCCGGACCGGGAUAGCAGCAUUAUCCUGAUCACAGGAACAGUCAGAGAGGGGAGGAAGGCACAGAAUGGUGAAGGUUGUGAAUGGUACAGAAAUGAACCGAUCACCAUCCCAAAGCAAGCAGGAGCAGGAAGCUCUCGAUAGUGAACCAACUGAAGUUCCCGACUCCUCAAAGGAUCAUCCCAAAACAGAAGGCGGAAUGAUCUGGAAAGUGACUGGUGGCCUCUACAACAUCACCAAAGGAGCUGUUGGUGCCACAGUGGGUGGUGCGGUUUGGCUUGGCGGCAAAGGGCUGGCGGUAACCAAGACAGCCGUCACUUCAGUGCCAGCGGUUGGUGUGGGACUAGUGAAGGGUGGCGUGUCAGCUGUGGCAGGAGGUGUCUCGACGGUGGGGUCCACUGUGGCUGGUAAAGUGCCUUUCACUUCCAAGAAGAAGGACAAAUCUGACUAAAGAGCCAAUGGAAGAGGACUUGAUAUGGACACACAUCACUUGGACUGUGCUAGACCUGUUGGGUAGGGGAGGGGUGCGGGCGGGGAGGGAUUGCUGCGUUCAUCCUUUUGGCUGGGAGCUUGUAGUCGGAUCUUUUAAAGUAUCAGCCUCUCACACUGGCUCUCGUUUGCAGUGUACAAGUUUAUCUGAGUGGAUGUACACAGAGGAGCAUCAAUCUGGGUCACCUGGGGAGCUGAUCCCUCCAUGGAACCAAAGUCAAUUGCAUAAGAGAAGCUUAAAUCUUUUCAAAACACCCAAGGGGGAUAGGGGCAGAGGGUGUUCCGAGCACUGCCGUUGCCUUGGGAGAUGUGCCCUGCCUCCCUCCCAACCAACACACUCCUCCCCCACCAAGCCCCAAGACGAAGUAUACUGGUGUUGACUGGAUUUGCAUGUUUGAAUGCAAGCUAGAUGCUGUAACAAUUAAAGUGCUCAGGCUUAAUCACACUCUGUUCUGGAUGAGAGUAUAGUGUGGGUUUCCUAAUGUUAAAGAGGUGCAGUGUGUGAGGCUGAAUACACCACAUGAAACUAUGGUAAAGUUUAAAGAACUACAUCCCCAGUGAGUUUUGACAGGGAAUUAAUUUUGUUCAAAAUGAAUUGUCAUUCUUUCAGUUUCUAGCUUCUUGUUUUGCCUUUCCUUACUUCCAGUUAACCAGAACUGCCCUCAGCUGUCAAUCAUUGGGACUGAGCUGUCAAUAUUUCAGUCUUAUCUCCAUAGUCAAAGCUGUAGGAAAAUGUUUUACUCUUGCUUUUGUUUUUGAUGAAUUUUCUAGGUGACCGCUGUUGGUGUUGGGGAAGGGGACACUCCAUUUCACACACUGAGUGUCACUCUCAACUACAGCAUGAUUGAAGGCAAAGCUCCCUCUGCUCCGUGCAAACAGUGGGCUGAACAGGAUUAACCCCCUCAUCCACCCAGCUGGCAAUGUUCUUGGCCCUUAUUCAAAGAUGUCUUAUUCAAAGAAUCGGACAAAAGGUGAGGCUGUCUCCCAGGGGUCAGCUGGUUUGUGCAACGUUCAGUCUGGUACUCAGCUGUUCUGAAAAGCAGCAGCCUGUCAAGUUAAAGUUGUUUGUAUGAAAACAUAUUCCAAGGUUGGGUUUUACACAGAGCUUAUUGAAGCUCGAGCAGGAAUUGCAAUAGACUGGAACAUUGGAUUGAGUUCUGACAUUACCAACUUCAGAAGCAGGAAAGGAAAUUUUAUAUUAAUAGCACAGGAACAAAAGUAGUUCAUUCAGCCCCUCAAGCCAUAUCAAAAAUAAGUAGGAAUUGCUGUUUGUUUAAAUGACCAGUCUGUCACUUUGAAGGCCAAAGUAAAUGGUAAUCCAAAAAAAACACCCCUCUGUCUGCAAUUGCCUCCAUAUUGCAUGUUUAUAUGUAAUAAUGUUGUGAGGGAAGGUAGGUUACCUAUAGGUGGCUGUGUAUGGUUCCUGACCUCCAAUGUGCUUGUGUUGUUGUCAACUGUGCUUGGGUUGUAUUCUGGAAAGCUUUAUCACAUGACCUCCUUCUUUCAUUGCCCAGCCCCCACCCUCCAGUUAUUGAUCACCCUGUGAGGCAAUUGGUCAAUAAUGGUUACUGCAAUACCCACAAUCCUCUGUGCUCCAGAAACUGUUCUAUCUAUCAUGGUUUUACAUAGAGCACUCAUAUACCAGGGCCCUGUUCUGAGCCUGUUGUUUAUUGUGAGUCCAACCAAUACUAAAGUGAAGAGAAAACCCCAAUGAUUUUUCUCUCAGAUGGCCUGGGAGAUUAAUCAUUAAUUACAGGAGACUCCAGGACAAUCCGAGAGUGUUGGUAACCCUGAUGUAUGUUAAAGCGAGUGAUCUGCAUUUGACAAUCUCACUAUUGGCCUGAUGCUCUGAUUUUCUUCCUCCCAUCUCUGAAGGUCAUGAAUGAUCUGUGUGUUAACCGUGAGUCUGUGACGUGUGUGCCUAGCUGGUGUUACUGUCCCUUAAGAUUGUGGAAUAUAUUUCUAACGGUGAACUAGUUUGUAAUCUAAGAUGAGCUACAACUGAAAAAAAUUAAAUUCUGUUUUUAUGGCGCGAGAUCUGGGGUUUUUGACACUGUUUAGCAUUUGCAAAAGGCAGUUCAGUUAUCUCUCUUUAUGCAAAAAUCUCAGUGGUUUUAAAGAUUAACCACCAUGCUCCUGGGACUGCAGCAAUUGAUAGCCUACCAGGUAUCAUCAUUCAAUCACCACAAACCUUUUACGGGAGCAUACCUGAUGUGUCGCAGCUUUGUAGGGGCCUGACUUCAAUGGAACUCCUUUACUCUACAGGCCUGACCAUAUUGGGCUUACCACCUAAUGCUGAGCCUUAAACAUAACCCAAUUAAGCUGAAAAGAACAUUUGGUUUACAUUUUAAAGAUUUCUGGAUACCCUGCCCCACAGCCAGCCUUGCCCCAACAACAGUUGGAUUUUGGUCAAGUUUCCAGUCAUGGACACAUUGGCUUGAUGGUGGUGAAGUAUGUAUUUCCCAUUCUCGCAAUACUUACAAGGCAGUACGAGCUGCCUGCUCUUUAUUGUGUUUGUGCUGAUGUGCGUUGGGAUAUGUGUAACCAAAAUGAAACUAGAAUUGGCAGAGGAAUGUCUGAUCUCUGUCUGCAGUUUACUGUCCUUGCUCUUCAGCUGAUGGACUGAGGCUCUAUUUUGAUAAUGGACAGGGUUGUAUGUCUACACAAAACUCUUUUUAAUCAGUAUUGUAUUUUACACAUUUCAUUGAAUAAACCAUUUUACAGA